UUCCCUAUUUAAACCACAAGAAAUUGUUCUUUACUUUAGCUGACUUCUCGUUUUCCAGAAAAUUCAUCAACAUACAACACGAACAAUUCAAUUAUCUUUCAAUCAAUCGAUUUUUCAAUUAAUUGAUUUUGAAGGUUUGCAAAUGGUGUCAGUAAAUCCAAAUCCCCUGCAACCGCAAGGAUAUAACUUAGAAUUUAAUUCCGACAUGCCUCUUACCGGAGUCAACUCUCUUCCGCCGGUAAAUUCGCCGGUUUCCAGUGGUUAUGUUGUUCCGGCGACAGAGGAUCACUGUAAGAAAGUGAGGAAGCCGUAUACAAUCACCAAGUCCAGAGAGAACUGGACUGAACAGGAGCACGACAAGUUUCUCGAAGCUCUUCAAUUAUUCGAUCGUGACUGGAAGAAAAUCGAAGCAUUUAUUGGCUCCAAGACUGUUAUUCAGAUUCGUAGUCAUGCUCAAAAGUACUUUCUUAAGGUUCAGAAGAAUGGGUCUAAUGAACGUGUGCCGCCUCCUCGACCGAAGAGGAAAGCAGCUCAUCCAUACCCGCAAAAAGCUUCCAAGAUUGCUUCAACGACUAGUCAAUCUACAGGACAGUAUCAGGAGUCACCUGUUUGUGCUUUGGAACCGGGGUAUGUUUACCACCAUGACCCAUCAUCAGUACUCACUAAUCAAAGUGGCAGUGGUUCAACAUCGCCCUGGACCUUUGGUUCUAUGAGAAGAGAUGAUGCAGCAUUAGCAAUGUCGAUGACUCCCACUGGUUGUAGCAGCAGCAGCAAUGAGAGUGGAAGCACUUGGCCUACAGUUGGUACUAUGGACCAGAAACACACUAAAGUGCCAGAUUUUGCUCAGGUUUACAGUUUCAUUGGAAGCGUCUUCGACCCCAAUGCGCGUGAUCACCUGCAGAGGUUAAAGAUGAUGGACCCAAUUAAUGUUGAGACAGUAUUGCUGUUGAUGAAAAACCUUUCGGUCAAUUUGCUUAGCCCUGAAUUUGAGGAAUAUAGGAAGUUAUUUUCAUCAUACGAUGUGGAGUCUGGUAAAACCAGGUCAUGUAGUCAUCUCUUACCAGCUCCAAAUAACUCAAAGACUGUGAUUCCUGCUGUUUACUAAUAAGAAGGGAAAUUAGCUGAAUACAAAUUUGGCAAACUAGAUGUUCCUUAUAGUUGUCUUUCUGUGUGUGAUGUGCAUGUUCUCCGAGAGUUUGGUUAGCAGAGUGGAGCUUUGUGGGGUAACAAAGUGGUAUACCUCCUCGUACCUUGCUUCCUGCCUUCUUUACUGGAGUUAUGUUCUACUGCAGCCAAGUAGGUUGCUUGAGACAUUAGUCUGGGUUUGUAAUAUAAUCUUUGUAGUGUUAAAGAUGUCCGAAAGUGUUGGCUUUAAAGUGUUUUUUGAUCCUCUACUGAUCUUCUUGUAAUAUCUACUAGUCACAAUGUUGAUGCUGCUGUUGCUGGGAAGUAGUUUUUUUUGUAACUUUUCGGUAUCUGCGAAUGAGAACAGUUUGUAUAUAUUGAACCUGAGAAUGUUAUGAAAUUACCAAAACGAAAAAGAAAUUGAGAAAGAA
Messenger RNA from Spinacia oleracea (spinach), 1556 nucleotides. RefSeq names its product protein REVEILLE 5. Lineage: Eukaryota; Viridiplantae; Streptophyta; Magnoliopsida; Caryophyllales; Amaranthaceae. The transcript has 9 exons. The record is from RefSeq and is a predicted model, not a curated record. The coding region runs from base 143 to 1105 and encodes 320 amino acids. Gene Ontology annotation, molecular function: DNA binding.